AUGGGUAGAGCAAGCCAAACUCCUUCAUCUGACGAAACGCGAGGCGACUAUUUCGGUGUCUCGGUAGCGAUUGAUGGAGACACCGCCCUCGUUGGAGCCCAUCGUACGAACGAACCGUUAGCAGAUAGCGGUGCCGUCUACGUUUUUGAGAGGACGGGGGAAAAUUGGAAUCAGACAGACAGACUCACUGCCCCAGAUGCUGAUAGUUUCGCAUAUUUCGGCUUUUCCGUUGGGCUUGCUGCAGAUACCGCUAUUAUUGGUGCGAUUCGGGACGAUGAAGCUGGGAAUGAUUCCGGUGCUGCUUAUAUUUUCGUCCGAAACCAAUUCGGGUGGGCACCUCAAGCGAAACUUAUCGGAAACAAUACCGAAGCGGAAGAUAACUUCGGAUAUGCCGUUGAUGUUGACGGGGAUUUUGCCAUUGUGAGCUCACCUAAAAACAAAGGUGGUGGUUCUGCUUACAUCUAUAAGCGCGAAGGGAUCGAAUGGAAGCAAAAAAGAAACCGCAUCCGUAUCCGUAUGAUUCCAAUUGACCCGGAUGGCGCGACUGGUUUCGGUGUUUCUGUUGACAUCAAAGGGGAAACCGCUGUCAUUGGCGCGACGGGGGGCAAUGUUGGUAAAGAUGUCGUCGGUGCCGCAUACAUCUUUACGCAAAAUGAACCUCCAUUUUGGAAUCAACACACAAAGUUGGUCGCGGGUGAUAGAAGCGGCGGUGACCAGCUCGGAUUCGCUGUCGCGAUCGGUGAAAACGAAGUUAUCGCCGGCGCACCAAGGCACAACGCUGGUGGAUUAUCCUCCGGUGCCGCAUAUAUCUUUGAACAAAGGGAAGGUGCCUCGUGGGUAGAGAAUGCCAAAUUGAGUGAUGGCGAAACCGCUUCAGAAGAUCAGUUCGGCGUAUCUGUUGCUAUAAGCAGUAACUUGGCUAUCUCUGGUGCUCAGCAAGACGAUGACAUUGCACCUAACGCGGGUGCCGCGUACAUCUUUGAGCGUGCCGGCGCGCUCUGGCUACAACGCGCAAAACUUACCACUGACGAUGCAAAGGCUGGGGAUCUGUUCGGAAACGCUGUUGCAAUGGAUGGUCAAACGGUCCUUGUUGGCGCACCCGGCGUUGAUGAUGCAGGACCGGAAGCCGGCGCAGUGUAUGUUUUCGUCCAGGUCGGCGAUGAGUGGAUCCAACAGGCAAGAUUAAUCGGUGCCGACAUCGGAAUCUUUGAUCGGUUCGGAUCUGCCGUUGCGGUACAUGAAAAUACCGCUAUCGUCGGGACACACGGAAAAGACGAAGUCGGCGCGGAUUCCGGUGCCGCAUACGUCUUUGUCCGAAACGGAGCCGCUUGGACACAGCAAGCGAAACUGACCCACCGAGAUGCUGUACCGGGGGAUCUAUUCGGUUUUACUGUUUCCGUCUAUGGUGAUAAUGUCCUCAUCGGUGCCCAUCGGAGCGACGCAGCGGGACCCGAUUCAGGCGCAGCCUAUCUCUUUACACGUAAUGGCGGCACGUGGACACAAGACAUCCGGUUUAUUCCAAAUGAUAUUGGCAUUGGUGACGAAUUCGGUUACGCUGUCAAUUUAACCAAAGGUGCCGCUAUCAUCGGCGCACCUAAAGAAGAUCGAAGCUUGACGACAUCGGGGCCGCUUAUGUUUUUGUGGAGACACGAGAUUCUUGGGUACAACAGGCGAAGUUAG
Molecule: messenger RNA, 1680 nt
Organism: Geodia barretti
Lineage: Eukaryota; Metazoa; Porifera; Demospongiae; Tetractinellida; Geodiidae
Source: the annotation of a GenBank genome assembly